UGAAAUCCUGGUUGAACGAAACCAUGAGAAAUAAUUUUGAUAAAAACUAGAUUUUUGUCAUUUAAUUUCAAUUUUCAAGGUUCUGUAACUUGAGCAAUGAAUGCGUGUGUGUGUGUAUGAAUGCAUCUGCUAUGUAAAUGUAAACCAAAUAAAUUUGUAAGUGUAACAGACUCUGGGAUACGCGUAAACGGGUUAACAGGUUCUAAACACAGAGCGACGUUGAAAUCAAGAAAAAACGAGUGCUCGCACACAUUCGAUAUAAUUUUGUGUUUUAAUCAACGUUCAUUGAAAUGGUGCUGAUAUUCAAAUGUUAAAAUUGUGUGACGCAGACUAGUUCGAAAUGAAAUGAAACAACGAGACCUCUGGUGCUUCCUUUCAGUUUAAAAACGGCGAUCGUCCGAAGCAGAUCUAAUUCUAGUCAAAAGUUUGGUGUUAAAACGCAACUUAAAGUAAAUAAUUUAUCUCCCCGUACAUUAAGGUCCGCACAGGUGUAAUAUGACUAUGACUAACCCGCAUACUCCAGCCAUUCUGCUUUGCCUGCUCCUGCUGCUACAAAUUUUUAGUCAAUGCGCUGCACGACUUUUUAUGCCGCCUCAAGAGAUUAUGGCGCCGCAACCUGAGAUCAGCGGAAUGCUGUAUGAGAAAUCCUUGACUGCAGAUCAUUUGUACGAUGAACCACAAACAUUAAAAUAUGCACAACAACGUGACCAACUGAUUGAGGCGGAGCAACUUCUUCUCACUGGCGGUCAUUUGCAACUGGACGAAAAUGAGCUGCAAGUGCAUAAAAUUUUCAUGCACCACAAACUCAUGGAACUCUCUUACGGCACAGAGCAUCCUGGUGAACAUGCGCCGGCGUUGCACUUUUUCAAAGCCAAGCCCUUGAUCGAAAAUAGUAACGUAUUCAAAUUUGUACGCGCCAUGCCGAAGGGCGCAAUUUUGCACGUGCACCGCACACCGGCUGUCUCCGUCGAUUGGCUGAUCGGCAAUCUCACGUACAUGCCUGGUCUCUUGAAAUGUUUUACGUUGCGCGGCAAUAUUGUGCUGAGCUUCCGUCAAAACCCCAAGGAGCACGACUGCCGCUCGCCUUACUACAAGGUGCAGGAAGAGCGUGAGCGUACACUCUCAAAAAGCCGUUAUGAUGGAUUUUUGAAAACAAAACUUAGUUUAUACUCGCGUUUGCCGGAACUUGAAUACAAUGAGCAGAAUAAGGUCUGGCGGCGAUUUGAAGACAUAUUCGACACUGUGAGCGACACAAUAGGCUAUGAGCCAGUUUUUCGCGCAUUUCACUGGCAGCUGAUGGAGGAAAUGUACGAGGAUAAUUUAAUGUAUGCCGAGUUACGCAUGAAAUUCAAACCGCUUUACGGCGAUAACGGUACGACAGUUGCAACCGCAUACGAGGCGGCCGAUCUACUUAUAGAGCUCGUGGAGGAAUUCAAACGCACACAUCCAGGUUUCUUAGGGCUGAAAAUAAUUUAUGUGGCGCACCGUGGCUCGGAUGAAAUCAAGAUAUUGAAAGCUUUUCAAACAUUCAAAGAUUUCCAUGAACGGUACCCCGACUUCGUUAUUGGUUUUGACCUCAUAGGCCAGGAGGACCAAGGCAAAGCGUUGCAAGCAUUUGUGUCCAUCUUACAGAAUUUGCCGAAAACCGCAAAAUAUUUCUUUCAUGCGGGUGAAACAAAUUGGUUUGGCACAUCGGUGGAUUUGAAUUUGGUCGACGCAAUUCUUUUGAAUACCACGCGCAUUGGCCACGGCUACUCGCUUAUGAAACAUCCAAUCCUAAGCAAAGCAAUUAAAGAGCGCGACAUUGCGCUCGAAGUGAGUCCGCUGUCGAACCAGGUGUUGAACUUGGUUUGGGAUUUGCGAAAUCAUCCCGGUGGCUACUUUAUGUCUGAGAAUAUACCGUUGGUAAUAUCAAAUGAUGAUCCAGGCUUUUGGAAUGCAAAAGGAUUGAGUUAUGACUUCUAUUAUGCGAUUAUGAGCUUUGCACCGAGCAAUGCUGGCCUAAAGACACUGAAAAGUUUGGUGUGGAACUCCAUUAAAUACUCGUCGAUGAAUGACGCAGAGAAAGAGACCGCGUAUGGGCAGUUACAAAGCGAUUGGAAUGCGUUUUUGGAGCAGGUCAUACGUGGAGAUAUUGUGUAACCUCCAUACAUAUUUAUAAAUAUAUAUGCAAUGCACACAUACAUAUUUUUGUACAUAACAAUCAUACAUGCUUUCAAUACGAUUACAAACAAAUAAAUAAUAACUUAUGCGAUAUACAACUUUUUAUAAGAAAUUUA
Messenger RNA from Anastrepha ludens (Mexican fruit fly), 2279 nucleotides. Its product is annotated as adenosine deaminase 2-like. The transcript has 8 exons. The coding region runs from base 496 to 2142 and encodes 548 amino acids. Gene Ontology annotation, biological process: adenosine catabolic process; inosine biosynthetic process. The record is from RefSeq and is a predicted model, not a curated record. Gene Ontology annotation, molecular function: adenosine deaminase activity. Lineage: Eukaryota; Metazoa; Arthropoda; Insecta; Diptera; Tephritidae.